This is a messenger RNA of Penicillium mononematosum, 2172 nucleotides long. RefSeq lists its product as uncharacterized. The coding region runs from base 1 to 2172 and encodes 723 amino acids. Lineage: Eukaryota; Fungi; Ascomycota; Eurotiomycetes; Eurotiales; Aspergillaceae. The record is from RefSeq and is a predicted model, not a curated record. The transcript is spliced from 3 exons.
AUGAAGUUGAUAUUGAGCGGACUGAUGCCCAUGGCUGCCACUACAACAGUCAUCACGGUGGCUUCCUGGCUUAUGGCUCAAGGGAUCUGGAACCUCAUGACCCGCUGGCUAUGCUCCCUCGCCAAUAUCGGAGACACCAAGACUUACACCAUGUUAACAGGCCCCUCGGAUCUGAGAAGUUUGGUGUCGAAUAGAUCUCGGUUGUGGACGCUUGUGGGCACUGGAAUAACGAUCGGACUCUGGCUGAUCCGGCCGUCAAUCCCAUACAAUCAUAUGACAGGAGCUCUACCCUUCACCAUGCUCGGUGAGCAGUCUCGGGCUCGUCGGAUGACCAUCGAAACAUUUCCGCUACCUGAAUUGCUGGCGGAGGCAUAUUGGGAGCCUGCAAACGGGCACUAUAAGGGGUGGGCACCGACGUUGGAUGAUUCGGGUAACACUGCCUAUGGAAAUAAUAAGCCAGACUGGGCGCGAGGCCCUCUUCCCGCUGCGUUUGAGAGAUGGAUUGUGAAUCCCGAUCCGAACACGGCCGAAAUUAGCUUGGAGCCAUCUAAUUCGACUGUUCAGAGUGUGUUCAAGAGAGACGAAAACGAAUCCGAUUCUGGAAGCCAGAACAAGACAGUCGAACCGCGACACUACUUCUAUAAUCCCGUUCAAGAUCCCAUGAGGAUAAGCAACCUUGAUCUGGAACCACUUGGCCCUCUGCAAGAGGCACUGAAGGACCAUCCCAUCCCGAUCAACCACAUCGUCUUUGUGUUCUUGGAAAGUGGCAGAAAGGAUCUGUUCCCUCUCAAAAAUGAUUCCCACUUGUAUAACCAAAUUCGCGAAUCAUAUGAAUUAUUCGGAGAGGAGGACGAAGCCGAUCUACACGACAAACUGUCUCAGAUAACCCCCGUAGCAGAAAUGCUUACAGGGGAGCAAUCUGGCUUUGGCUCCUCAGUCGACUCAACGAAUUCCGGGCUAGGUGGUCUCAGCUUCGACGGGAUAUUAUCGGGGAGCACUCUCUCUGCUAAAUCGCGUCUUGUAAACUACUGCGGUCUUGGGCCGCUCCCGGUGGACUUUAUGCAUGAAAAUGAUAUAAUUCCAUACCAGCCGUGUCUGAUGCACAUCAUGGAUCUGUUCAGCCAGCGAAAGAAUUCCUCUAGCUCUGGAAAUUCCACCAACAGCCACCUGGAACGGGAGUGGGAAACCAUCUAUGCGCAGUCUGUCACUGGGGAGUUUCAGGCACAGACUCGGCUUAUGGAUCUGCUCGGUUUCAAGCAGGCAUUGUAUUCAGAAGACAUUGAUGUGGAGGACGCGAAAUAUUUCCAUGAGGAUAUGGAAAAGAUCAACUAUUUCGGUUAUGCCGAAACUGAGGCCCGCCCCUACAUCAAAGACAUGAUCGACGAAACACUUCGUCAGAACAAGAGACUCCUCCUUUCGCAUUUCACCAGCACCACUCACCACCCUUGGGGUACACCCGAAGGCUGGAACCGUGAUAAAUAUUUCGGUGAUCUCCACAAAUCACAACACGAACUUAUGGAUGAAUUCCUCAACGCAAACCGCUUCGUGGACGCCUGGCUGGGGGGAGUUAAUGGGAAUGCUAGACGAGGCAGCGGCCAAGCAUUUGGAGAAGACUGUCCCGUCACAGGAACCUACCACAACCCACACAUCAGCAACUUCCGCGUGCCCCUAGUAUUCCACCACCCCUUAUUACCCCGCAUGCACCUUAAUGUCAACGGCAGCGCCGUCUCCAUCCUCCCCACGAUCCUCGAUCUCCUCGUGAACACCAACUCCCUCAACGCAGACGACACAGAAAUUGCCCUGGAUCUGAUGAACGAGUAUGAGGGCCAGUCCUUCAUCCGGCCAUACCGCACCUCGCACAAUGGCCGCGAAGCCUGGAACAUGGGCGUCAUUAAUGCCGGUGGCUCGAUGCUGAGUGUUGGCUCCGCUGCUGUGCCCUGGCGCCUCAACCUACCAUUGAACAAUGACUUCGAGUACCGGUUCACGGACUUGAACAAGGACCCGUACGAGCUUGAGCCUGUCACGGGCUGGACUAUGGGGUCGCUUGCUGCGGAGGUUCAUUUCAAACAUGGGCCUGAGGCUUUUGAUUGGGCUCAGAAGGCUGAGAAGGUUGGCCUUUGGUGGGUUGCGGAGCGGAAGAAGCUUUGGAAUUAUCGUGAUCCUGAUGAGUGA